Messenger RNA from Onychomys torridus (southern grasshopper mouse), 4941 nucleotides. RefSeq names its product zinc finger CCCH-type containing 6 (gene Zc3h6). Lineage: Eukaryota; Metazoa; Chordata; Mammalia; Rodentia; Cricetidae. The transcript is spliced from 12 exons. Gene Ontology annotation, biological process: negative regulation of DNA-templated transcription. Gene Ontology annotation, molecular function: RNA binding; metal ion binding. Bases 431 to 3958 code for a protein of 1175 amino acids. Gene Ontology annotation, cellular component: nucleus. The record is from RefSeq and is a predicted model, not a curated record.
UGCCCUUUAGUCCCGGGCACGGUGUUGCGGCCGGCGCCAUUUUCUGAGCCGCCUGUCCCGGGUGCCGCCAUGUUGGUGAGGAGAAAUCACCGUUACGGCCACUGUCCAAAUCCCCGCGUCGCUGCACGCCACCCGCCGGCUCCCACGCCUCAGCCUCCGGCGGCGAAUACAGACUAGAGCGGCAGCGCCGGCAGCGCGGGGCCGUUGCCCAGUCUUUGCAGUUAGAGCCCCAUCUCUCUGGCGUGGUUGUUAAUAGACUGGAAAGUCUGUGUCUGUGUCGCUCACUAGUAACCGUGAGUUUUUACCACUUCGUCACCUGUCGGCGGCGGCCGGGAACAGGUGCCCGCAGGCGGCGCAGGGGUCCUCCCCGCGCCCCGCCGCCGCCGGCCUCCAGACCUGCCCUCCAGCCCCGCCCCGUUCUUGACCAAACAUGACAGACUCUGAACAUGCAGGGCACGACAGAGAAGAUGGUGAAUUAGAGGAUGGUGAGAUAGAUGAUGCAGGAUUUGAAGAAACACAAGAUCAGGAAGCAAAAGAGAAUGAAAAGCAGAAAGAUGAGAAAGCCUACAGAAAAUCAAGAAAAAAACACAAGAAAGAAAGAGAAAAGAAAAAAUCCAAAAGGAGAAAACACGAGAAACAUAAGCGUAACUCUCCAUCUGGUGAUGACAGUUCUGACUACAGCCUGGAUUCAGAUGUUGAACAUAUGGAAAGUUCCUAUAAGAGAAGAACGAGCUUCUACAGGGAUUAUGACAUUCCAUUUUCUCAGCAUGGACAUAUAUCAGGAAGUUACAUGACAUCAAAGAAGAGUCAACAUAACAAAAAAUACAACAGUAAAGAAUAUGCUGAGUCUAGUUUCUACAGUGAUGAUAACUUUGGUAACUACAGUGAUGACAACUUUGGUAAUUAUAACCACGAGGAAGAAGAUGACUUUUCCAGUCAGCUGAAAUAUUAUAGACAAUCUCAGGAAUCCUCAGGGAAAAAACAGAGAACUAAAGGAAGCCCGCCAGGUUCUGAAUACCGGAUUAAAAAUUUUAAUACUAGUCAUGGACGUGUUUUGCCGAAGAAAAUCAAAAGAAAAGAACACCGUGGGGCAAGAGUCACUAAAGGGCCUAGUGUCUUUUCAGGAAUGGAUGACUUUCAAGAGUACAGUAAACCAGGGAAAAAGUGGAAAGUUAUGACUCAGGAGUUUAUUAACCAGCACACAGUGGAGCACAAAGGAAAACAGAUCUGUAAAUACUUCCUGGAAGGGAGGUGUAUUAAGGGAGAUCACUGUAAAUUUGAUCAUGAUGCAGAAUUGGAGAAGAAAAAGGAGAUCUGCAAAUACUAUUUACAGGGAUAUUGUACCAAAGGAGAGAAUUGCAUUUAUAUGCAUGGUGAAUUUCCUUGCAAGUUCUAUCAUAGUGGAGCAAAGUGCUACCAAGGAGACAACUGUAAGUUUUCCCAUGAUGAUCUGACCAAAGAGACAAAGAAACUUCUGGACAAAGUGUUGAAUGCUGAUGAAGAACUUAUAAAUGAAGACAAAAGAGAAUUAGAAGAACUUAGGAAGCGUGGCAUCACUCCUCUCCCCAAACCGCCCCCAGGAGUCGGCCUUCUGCCAACCCCAUCGGAGCACUUCCCCUUUUCUGACCCUGAAGACGAUUUUGAGACAGAUCUUCCUGAUGAUUUGAGGAAAAUUCCAUCUCUUUUUGAAAUAGUUGUAAAACCUACUGUGGAUUUAGCACAUAAAAUUGGGAAAAAACCACCAGCAUUUUACAACAGUGCCUCACCACCAGGACCACAGUUUCAGGAAGGCAGUCCCUGUCCACAGCAUAUGUAUAGUUCUGAGUCAAGUCCAGGCCCAGGACCUAAUGUGCCUCAAGGAUGCGAUAGUCCUGUGAGGCACCCAGGCUCCCCUGGCCAUCACCCAUGUGUGGGACCUCCUGGUCCACCAAUGCAAGAGAGCCCACCUUUGCCACAUGGUCCGUCUGAAAGUAUAGGCCCUCAUAGUCAAGCUGGAGGGCUUAUUCAGCUGGACACACUACCAGCUGUGGGUGGAGCUUAUCAUUCCCCAAGCUUUCCAGGACAUGUGAUGAAAGUCCCUAGAGAGAAUCACUGCUCUCCAGCUUCACUGUACCAGCAAAUGCCUGGAGAGAUGCAGCUUAACACCGACUCUGAGUCCAUGCAAGUCCCAGCUGAGUUUUACGAUGAUUACUACUCACAGCAGGCUGCACAGAAUUUUCAACCCCCUGAUAACUGUGCUGAUGAGAUGUGGCAUGAAGAGUUUGCGCAACAGCAGCAGCAGCCUCCCACGGCUCAUGACUCACCUAAGGCUGGGACUGGGCCUGACCCCAGCAGCAGUGUGCCUGGUCACUGCCCUCUGCCUGCUUCGGGGCUCCCUCCUGCAGUGCAGAGAGCUCUUUUCAUCCGACUGACUCAGAGAUACCAAGAAGAUGAAGAACCAGCUGGCAGCCAGCCUCAGAGAGCAUCAAGCAAGGAAGAAGAUGAUCCAGUUAACUGGUACUCCAGUAGUGAAGAGGAAGAAGGAAGUGGUGUCAGGUCAAUACUGAGAACAUUACAGAAACAAACAGGACCUCUAAGAAGUCAGCAACACCCUCCCACAGAGCUUGGCAUUCCUACUGAUCCAAGACUUGCCAGAGAGAAGAGGAAAGGAAGUCAAGUGGUUGAUCCAAGGCUUCGGACUGUCCCAAGGCAAGACAUUAGGAAGCCGCAUGAGUCUGUCCCUGUGGAUCUUAGACUUGCGUGGGAUCCCAGGAAAUUAAGAGGGAAUGGAAGUGCUUCUGGAGGCUCUUCUGCUGGUGGAGCAAAGUUUGACUUACAUCAUGUAAACACUGGGGCAAAUCGCAAACUCAAGAGAAGGGACGACGAUGAUGAAGAAGGUACAGAAAGAGAACUGAGAGAAAAAGCAUUCUUAAUACCUUUGGAUUCUUUACCUGGAGCAGUACUCCAGGAUCCAAGGUCACAGUUAAGACAGUUCAGUCACAUUAAAAUGGAUAUUAUCCUCUCCAAACCCAACUUCGCAAAACACAUCGUGUGGGCUCCAGAAGACUUACUUCCGGUCCCUUUACCUAAACCCGACCCGGUAUCUUCAAUCAAUUUACCUCUGCCUCCACUUAUAGCUGACCAGAGGCUCAGUAGGUUAUGGAAUACAAAAAGUGACCAUCAAAGUGCCCUGUCCCUUGAUCCAAAAUCAGCAGCCAAAGCCAAAAUUAAUGUAACACAGAGAGAGGGCUACUUAGAACAAUGUGGAGACUUACAUAGUUCAGGAAGUAAAUUAGGAGACCCUAGGCUGCAAAAGAAUUUUGAUCCUAGGCUUCACAGACUGCCCAAUGCAGAGUCACAUCAAGUGACUAUAAAGGACUCACAUGUAUCAAAGAAUGCCCCAAACUUAGCCAGAUCAAACCCUGCUUUGUCACAACCCUCAACAGCAUUAUCUACCAAUGCUGGCCCUGUGGCUCUUCCUCCAUAUGCCCCCAAACUCUCUUCUUCAGCUGGCCUUCCACUGGGAACUUCAAGUUCAGUUCUUAGUGGCAUUAGUUUGUAUGAUCCUAGGGAGAAGCAUUCAAUGUCUUCAUUAGAGCUAGCAAGCAAUUCUUCAGAAGAAAAUGCCGAGAACCAGGAAAAAAGUGGUUUAAAAAAUAGUGAUAAAAAUGAGCCUUCCCCUGGAGAAGUGAUGCUACAGAACACUCCUGUGGACAUGGAAGUCCCUGUUGAGGGGCCAGUCGACAUGCAGGCAGAUCCUCUGAGGAGUGAUGAUACCGUCCAGGUCCCCGCCGUGCACAGUCUUCCUAUUCAGGCCUUAACAGGUCUAGUGAGACCUCCAUACAGUGAUCCAAGGCAGGCAAGAGAGCCAGGACAGGCAAGCCCAAGCCCAGAUGAGGAUCCAAGUAGAGAAACAGAUGACAAAUCUCUGAAAGAGGUUUUUAAGACAUUUGAUCCAACCGCAUCACCAUUUUGUUAGCUGUUGUGUAAUUAUGCUGUUCUCACGCUGUCACAGUUCUCUGCAGUUUUGUAACUGGUUUACUUCGAUAGUUUAUUUAUUUUUUAAAUUAUAAACAUUUUUCAGCUGCUAGUAUCAGAACCACAUGAACUUAUAUCCUCUAAAGUCUGUGGUGUUUUAUAUAAUAUUUUUAUAACUUCAAGAGAUAGUAUAGAAAUACAUAUCAUGUUAGCAUUAGUGAAAGUACUUUUAUUGUAAGUGAACCAUCAUGAACUCAACACUCAACCCAAGUAUAUGCCAGUUGUAUUUCGUAAUCAUUGUUUAGGUUAACAAUUACCACUUUUAUAUGGUUGUUUAGUUUCAAGCAAUAUGAUAUACAUUAAUUUUGAGAAUCAGUAUUUUAAUUAGGAUCCUCUGUCAGCACAAAACUGAUUAGUGUGUAGCGCCAACUGCUAAGUAAAAUGCAAGGUGAAAACAUUGAAAACCAUAAUUAGCUUAGCUCAUGUUUAAGGCAUCACUUUAUUAGCACUGGCAACACUGUUUGUGUACAUGAAGCACUUGAAUGGUGUAUCUUUUAAAGUAUUUUAUUGUACAUUGUAUCAUAGAAGCUGAAGGAAUAUAAAUAAAAUGUUUUGCUACAGUAAAAAAUUUCCAAGUUCUCUAACAGAACUUUAAUAUUUUAAUUUUUCAUAUUAAAUAGUUAUGAGUUUAUUGCUGUCACAUUGUGAUAAUUAUGUAUUUCAGUGUUUUGUCUUUAGCAGCAUAAUUUUUAUGUCUUUCAAAUGAUGUAACUGCAAUAAUUGUGCUCAUCUUGACUGUGGCAAUUUUUAACAGAAUUUUCCAAAUGAGACUAGUAGAUAUGAAGCUGAUAAUGUUUUUAAUGUCUAGAUUCUGUAUUUUUUCUUGCAUAGCAAAAACUCCCACUGAGAUGGCAGGUAUAUUCCACUGUAUAUGGUACCAAUAAACAGUCUUUAGAUCUCACAUGACUGGUUCUACGACAGAGA